Cladophialophora immunda is the source of this 1449-nucleotide messenger RNA. RefSeq lists its product as uncharacterized. The coding region runs from base 1 to 1449 and encodes 482 amino acids. Gene Ontology annotation, molecular function: oxidoreductase activity; FMN binding. Lineage: Eukaryota; Fungi; Ascomycota; Eurotiomycetes; Chaetothyriales; Herpotrichiellaceae. The transcript is spliced from 2 exons. The record is from RefSeq and is a predicted model, not a curated record.
AUGGGCAAUUAUGGCGCGACCGAACCUCGACGUUAUGUCUCCGAUAUCAAAGACGUCACGCCUCUGGCGCAGCCUUUGCACUUCGAAUUCUCUGGCCGAACGGCUUCUAACCGCUUUAUGAAAGCAGCCAUGACGGAGCAGCUGUCGUCCUGGCACCCAACCGACUUAUCCAAACGCGGUAUUCCCACAAGGAGUCUGAUCAGGGCUUACGAGUGUUGGGCCAAGGGUGAAAUUGGGGUAAUCCUCACGGGCAACUUCAUGAUUUUUCCUGAUCACCUCGAGUCCGUGGGAGACCCUGUAAUACCGCCGGAUGCGCCUUUCCAUGGGGAACGAUUUGAAGCCUUCAAGGCAAUGGCGGCUGCUGGCAAGAGCCAAGGAUCGAUCGUUCUCCCCCAGGUAUCGCAUCCCGGUCGAUUGUCCAACGAAUACUUCCAAAAAUCCCCGGUAUCAGCCUCUGCAGUCAACGUGACACAGGUCGAUAAGAAGCCCGUGCAUUUCGCCGAUCCCCACGAGGCAACCCACGAAGAAAUUAGGACCAUUAUCGACGCCUUUGCCCAUGCCGCCGAAUACAUUGAGAAGGCAGGAUUCGACGGGAUGGAAGUCCACGGGGCGCACGGCUUUUUUCUAUCGAGCUUUCUCAAUGUGCGGACCAAUAUUCGGACGGAUCAAUACGGAGGUAGCAUUCAGAACCGGAUGCGCAUCUACGAAGAACUCGAAGUCGCCAUUCGGAAGCGGGUGUCCAGAACCUUCAUCCUGGGCAUUAAAAUUAACAGUGUCGAGUUUCAAGAGUCAGAUCUCUCCGUCGAGGAUGCCGCCAAGGUAUGUCGUAUGCUCGAGGCACACCGCUUCGACUUUGUGGAACUCAGCGGCGGGUCGUCCGAGAAUACCAUGACAGGGGCCGAGCAUGAAGGCGAGCCUGUACGAGAGUCGACGAUGAAACGCGAAGCUUAUUUCCUUGAAUUUGCCGAGAAAAUCGUUCCGGGCUUGACUAAGACCAAGACCUACGUGACGGGAGGGCUCCGCACGGUAGGCGGCAUGGUUAGGGCGCUCGAGACGGUUGACGGUAUCGGCCUUGGACGUCCCCUGAUCCUCGAGUUUGAUCUGUGCAAGAGACUGCUCGCCGGUGAAAUUACGGGGUGCAUCGUGCAGUAUAUGGCCAUGAAUGAAUUUUGGCUGUCGCUCAUGUGCGGAAACCGCAAUAUCCGCGAGGUUGGGUUGGGCAACGAGCCACUGGAGCUGUGGGAUCCCGAGGUCAUGGCCGAACUGAGAGAGUACUACGAGAUCUGGGUGGUCAAUAAGAGCACGGAUCGUGAGUAUCGUGGUAACUACGGAGUGGACUCGACCGAAGAGAUGAAAGACAUUGACAAAAACGAGCCUGUCCACGAACGCCGCCUCAUACCGCAUACAGUCGACGGUUACAGGCAGCCGAAGCUUUCCUUGUUAUUCUGA